Humulus lupulus (European hop) is the source of this 2681-nucleotide messenger RNA. RefSeq names its product sugar transporter ERD6-like 5. Bases 1021 to 2424 code for a protein of 467 amino acids. Gene Ontology annotation, molecular function: sugar transmembrane transporter activity. Gene Ontology annotation, biological process: carbohydrate transport; transmembrane transport. The transcript has 18 exons. The record is from RefSeq and is a predicted model, not a curated record. Gene Ontology annotation, cellular component: membrane. NCBI's taxonomy places the organism in Eukaryota, Viridiplantae, Streptophyta, Magnoliopsida, Rosales, Cannabaceae.
UUUUCAGUUGUACUUUUAUUAUUUUCACUUUGUAAUACUUAUGUCUUGAAAGUUGAUUUUGUAUUAAGAUUUUUAAUUUUUUUAAAUCGUAUCAUUUAUGUCCUUGUAUGUUAUUUUAUUUCUUUUUUAUUUCAAAAUACAUAAAUAAACCUUUAAAAAAUUUGGACUUAAUAUAUAACAAUACCAAAUAUGACAUUAAAAUAAAUAUAUAUUUUCAUAACAUUUUAAACAGGUCAAUACCGCUUUUGAUUUUUCUCUUUCUCAUCUUCUCAUUUUUCUAAAAUAAGCGUAGACUUGGAAAUGUAGCUUUACUUAAGUUUUUCUUAGUUCGAGUUUGCUAGCCGAUUAAUUUAUAUUUAAAAAUGUAUUACUUUUCAAUGUAUAUAAAUAAUUUUUAUAUGUAUUUUAUAUUUUUAACAUAUUAUUAUUAUUUUUUUAAUUGAAUAUAGUUUUUUUAUUUCCUUAUUAAUAUGUUUAAUAUUUAGUUUUUUUUUAAAAAAAAGCCCAACUUAAUUUUUUUGCCGAAGACUCUGAUUAGUAUUUUUUUUGGAUACAUUAGCAUAGCAAUUUGAACUCCUUCCCUAUCUUUUUAUGGAAAUAUUUUAAUGAAAUUUAUUUAAGCUGACAGAAAAAAGUCUCAAUAUAAACCUUAUACCUAUGGAAAGCAAAAAUAAGUGGCCUCUAAGAAAAUAAAUAUUAAACCUUUGAUGAUCACUUAAUUACAAGGCCUAUACAACGUGGUAAUAUUAAAAGCUGGGAGGUAUAAUAUAAUAUAUAUCAAUAUAAUGAGGAGGGUCAGAUACAACAUCCUCCCAAUAGUAUAGUCUUCAAUAUAAUUAUAAAAUAUAGUAAUGAAAUGAUUGUUUUUGAUCUUCCAAGAUUCGAUUAAUAUUUAAUUUGCAGGGUGUCAUGGUCUGAAAUAUGAAUAGCCAUCGACAACAAUAAUCAAACUCUAGAGAGUUUUUGCAUAACCAGAUCCAAUCUCUAUAGUCCUAUUAACUUAAUUUCAAAAGAGAAAGCAUGAAAGAAAGACUAUUGGCAAUGCCAGCGGUUGAGGAUGAUCCUGAUGAUUGUGGACGAAACGAUGGCAACUUUGCCACUCCCGUAGUUGUUCUCAGCACCAUGGUCGCCGUCUGUGGUGCUCUUGUCGAUGGCUGCACGGCUGGAUAUACCUCACCUGCUCAAUCUGGAAUCAUGGAAGACUUGGGGCUCUCUAUUGCAGAUUACUCAGCUUUUGGUUCAAUUGUGACAGUUGGAGGUCUGGUAGGUGGACUAAUAAACGGGACAUUGGCCGAUCUCAUAGGACGUAAAGCUACAAUGUGGUUCUCUGAAGUAUUAGUCACUGCAGGUUGGCUUUCUAUAGCAUUUGGAAAGAAUGCUUGGUGGCUGGACCUUGGAAGAUUGCUACUUGGCUUUGGAAAUGUUGUUAAUUUCUACACGAUACCUGUUUACAUAGCAGAAAUAUCCCCAAAAAGUAUUCGGGGAAGUCUUGGUUCUACAAACCAGUUUAUGAUUAGUUUUGGGAUUUCCUUGAUGUACUUCAUUGGGAAUGCUUUCAGCUGGCGCAUCUUGGCUAUCAUUGGUGUCAUUCCAUCUAUAUUGCACAUUUUAGGAUUGUUCUUUGUACCUGAGUCUCCAAGGUGGCUGGCAAAAGUUGGAAAACACAAAGAGCUUGAAGCUGCAUUACAGAGCCUUAGGGGAAAAAAUGCUGAUAUCUCUGAAGAAGCAGCUGAAAUUAUAGAAUUCACAGCAACUUAUCAGCAAGACUCAGAAAGGAUUCUAGAUUUAUUCCAUUGGAGAUUUGCUCAUCCACUCAUUGUUGGUGUUGGGCUUGUGGUACUGCAACAAUUAGGGGGGAACGGUGCAAUUGUUUUAUACUCUGGCUCUAUUUUCUCGAAUGCUGGCUUUUCAAGUAGUGUAGGAACUAUAUCAAUGGCUAUUAUCCAGUUGCCUGCUGUUGCAUUGAGUGUUCUCGUGACUGAUAAAUGGGGAAGACGACCGCUUCUAAUGAUUUCUGCAGCUGGAACAUGCUUGAGUUCCCUUCUUCUUGCCAUGUCAUUCUUAUUAAUGGACUUCCAGAGCUUGCAGCACAUCAUUCCUAUAUUGGCAUAUAUUGCAUUACUGGGUUAUAGUGUAGCAUUUGUAAUGGGCAUGUCUGGAUUACCCUGGGUUAUAAUGUCAGAGAUAUUUCCUAUGAACGUUAAGGGUUCAGCUGGAAGCCUCAUGACAUUGACAACUUGCUUAUGCUCUUUGAUGGUUACUUAUGUUUUUAAUUUUUCAAUGGAGUGGAGCUCCUUAGGAACCUUUUUCAUAUUUGGCGCCAUAUGCGGCUUAACUGUUCUAUUCGUUGCAAAGGUUGUACCAGAGACUAAAGGGCGAACUUUAGAAGAGAUACAAGCUUCAAUCACACACUCUAUUCCAUAAUGCAGAAACAUAGAAGUUGUUUCUGGUUUGCAUGUUUUAUGUGGUUUGACUCUAGUGGGCAUACAAAAUUGAAGAAUUUAAAGGUUUCCAGCUAGAAGAAAAGCCAAAUAAUCUCAUUGGUGAUUGGAAUAAAUGUAAAAUAAAGCUGUCAUAGACUCAUAAUUAUUUAUUCUAGUUGCUGUAUUGCGUUGCUGUAUUUGCAGUAUUGUAACUAGAAUAUGUUUGAUUUAUUGUAUAUCUUUGUCAGUCCUUAAGAA